This is a messenger RNA of Arachis ipaensis, 285 nucleotides long. NCBI's taxonomy places the organism in Eukaryota, Viridiplantae, Streptophyta, Magnoliopsida, Fabales, Fabaceae. The record is from RefSeq and is a predicted model, not a curated record.
AUGGCCACAUUCUCACGCAACUUCAAAUUGCAUGUUUUCUUAUUGUUGAUUGUUAUGGUCAUUGGAAUAGAAGCGCGGAAUAUCCAAUAUUUUUGUGGUGGCUAUGGAAAAGGUGGUGGUGAAGAAGGUGGAAGUUUUGGUGGUGGUGGUGUUGGUGUAGGAGCAGGGGCUGGUGUUGGCGCCGGAGGUGGUGCCGGAGCCGGAGCCGGUGCCGGUGCCGGGGGUGGUGCCGGUACAAAUGGCAGAAGAAAUAACAGAAUCGAAGGAAACGAUGGAAAAUUUUAA